This is a messenger RNA of Trematomus bernacchii (emerald rockcod), 807 nucleotides long. It is a transcript of the gene mgp, whose product is annotated as matrix Gla protein. NCBI's taxonomy places the organism in Eukaryota, Metazoa, Chordata, Actinopteri, Perciformes, Nototheniidae. Bases 111 to 464 code for a protein of 117 amino acids. The record is from RefSeq and is a predicted model, not a curated record. The transcript is spliced from 6 exons. Gene Ontology annotation, cellular component: extracellular region. Gene Ontology annotation, molecular function: calcium ion binding.
GUGAGUAUAAAACGAGUUGCUGUGAGGAAUUAGGGAAUAUUCCUGGGGAGAAAAUACACAGAGGGAGACUUUUCCAAGACUACAUAAUUAUCUUUAACGCAGGUCUCAGGAUGAAGAGCCUUCUCCAGUUUCUCGCAGUUUUUGCUGUGGUUUCUUUCUGCGUCUGCUAUGACUCUCAUGAGAGCACAGAAUCAGAAUCCGUUGAAGAUGUGUUUGUGCCUCCGAACCAAGCCAACUCGUUCAUCACGCCGCAGCAGGGGAACGCAUACAACCCACCGAGAGGGAGCACCUAUUACAACUUUGUGAGGAAGGUAAAGUCUCCGGCCGAGAGGCGUGCAGAGACCUGCGAGGAUUAUUCUCCGUGUCGUUACUACGCCUACACACACGGCUCCCAGCAGGCCUACCAGAGGUACUUUGCAGCCCGAAACGUGCCUCAGUCACCAGCCGGGGCGCGGAGACACUGAACAGAAAUCCUGCAGAAUCACCAUCAAACAGUCUGAGGAUGAACGGCGUGCCUUCGAUCCCCGAAUCACAACUUUUAUGUAAUUGAUGUGGUUGUUUUUGUGGCCUCUUCUAAAUAUCCCAUCAUUACACACGUGUAGAAAUCCUUUGUGUAAUCUCAGGAUAGUUUGUAUCCACUAUUAUCACACCUUCACAGCAUUUAAGAGCUUUAUGUGAAGCGCACGGAGGAAGUGUGUCGCUCGCUAUGCACUAACUGUUUCUCACAUUAUCCUUAUUUAUCCAGCACUGCUGUCAGUGAGUAUCUCCAUUGCUUUGAAAUAAACAAAUAAAAUCUAAUUUACUUAA